Molecule: messenger RNA, 672 nt
Organism: Castor canadensis (American beaver)
Lineage: Eukaryota; Metazoa; Chordata; Mammalia; Rodentia; Castoridae
Source: RefSeq, a predicted model, not a curated record
AUGCUGUGGCCACUCUUUUUCCUGGUGAAUUCUAUUCAUGCUGAACUCUGUCAACCAGAUGCAGAAAAUGCCUUUAAAGUGAGACUUAGUAUCAGAACAGCUCUUGGAGAUAAAGCAUAUGUCUGGGAUACAAAUGAAGAAUAUCUCUUCAGAGCAAUGGUGGCUUUCUCCAUGAGGAAAGUUCCCAACAGAGAAACAAAGAGUAAAAUUUCACAUGUCUUGCUUUGCAAUGUAACCCAGAGGGUAUCAUUCUGGUUUGUGGUUACAGACCCAUCAAAAAAUCAUACUCUUCCUGCUGUUGAAGUACAGUCUGCCAUAAGAAUGAAUAGGAACCGGAUCAACAAUGCCUUCUUUUUAAAUGACCAUACUCUGGAAUUUUUAAAAAUUCCUUCCACUCUUGCACCACCCACGGACCCACCUGUGCCCAUCUGGAUUAUUAUAUUUGGUGUGAUAUUUUGCAUUGUCAUAGUUGCAACUACACUACUGGUUUUAUCAGGGAUCCGGCAACGUAAAAGGAAGAACAAAGGACCAUCAGAAAUGGAUGAUGCAGAAGAUAAGUGUGAAAACACAAUCACAAUUGAAAACGGCAUCCCCUGUGAUCCCCUGGACACAAAGGGAGGGCACAUUAAUGAUGUCUUUAUGACAGAAGAUGAGCGACUCACCCCUCUCUGA